CCGCGCCGGAGCCGCCGGUGCCCCGGAGCCGCCGCGCUAUGGAGCCGCCGGGCCCCGCCGGGGCGCCGGGCCGGCCCUGGGAUGAAGCCAAGGCUUUCUACGACAACCUCGCCCCCAAGAAGAAGCCAAAAUCGCCCAAGCCGGAGAACGCCAUCACCAUCGCCGUGUCCUCGCGGGCGCUGUUCCGCAUGGAGGAGGAGCAGAAGAUCUACAGCGAGCAAGGGGUGGAGGCCUACGUGAAAUACCAGCUGGACCACGAGAACGAGCCCUUCCUCCCCGGGGCUGCCUUUCCCUUUGUCAAGGCACUGGAGGCAGUGAAUACACAACUGAGAGAGCUCUACCCUGACAGCGAGGAGCUCUUUGACAUCGUCCUCAUGACCAACAACCACGCCCAGGUUGGGGUUCGCUUGAUCAACAGCAUCAACCACUAUGAUCUGUUCAUCGAGAGGUUCUGCAUGACGGGAGGGAACAGCCCCAUCUGUUACCUCAAGGCCUAUCACACCAACCUCUACCUCUCCUCCGACGCCGAGAAAGUGAGUGGGGCCAUUGAAGAGGGGAUUGCUGCAGCCACCAUCUUCAGCCCCAGCAGAGACCUGGAGGUGUCAGAGAACCAGCUGCGGGUGGCGUUUGACGGGGACGCCGUGCUCUUCUCGGACGAGUCGGAGCAGAUCGUGAAGGCUCACGGCUUGGACAUGUUCUUUGAGCACGAAAAGGCUCACGAGAACAAGCCUCUGGCACAGGGACCCCUGAAGGGCUUCCUGGAGGCCCUGGGGAAGCUGCAGAAGAAGUUCUACUCCAAGGGGCUGAGGAUGGAGUGUCCCAUCCGCACGUACCUGGUCACUGCCAGGAGCGCGGCCAGCUCGGGCGCCCGGGCCCUAAAGACUCUGCGCAGCUGGGGCCUGGAGACGGACGAGGCUUUGUUCCUGGCCGGGGCUCCCAAGGGGCCUCUGCUGAGGAAGAUCCGCCCCCACAUCUUCUUCGACGACCAGAUGUUCCACGUGGAGGGAGCCAAGGAGAUGGGCACCGUGGCCGCCCACGUCCCCUACGGCGUCGCCCAGAAGCACAAGCGGCCGGCGCAGGAGAAGCAAACCCCCAACAGUAAAUAAUGGAACUGGCUGGUCCCACAGCCCCUGGCAUGGACCUCAUCCCGUGUGUGUCACACCCCCAGCGGGGUUGUGGUCUGCAAGGCAGAGAGCGUUUGACCCGGGGAACGUGAGUUUAUUCCCCAGCAGGAGCCGUGUCAGGGGCACGGAGGGAGGAGGGGGCUGAUGAAACGCUUCCUUUCGCCUCUUUUAAUUGGGGUGCUGUGGUGGUGUCCCUGUCCCUCGUGGGACUGGGGACUCCUCUGUGCCAGGCAUCCCAUGAGCCGUUUUCCCAGUUUGUCCGCGCGCUCUGCGUUUGCUUCAGGCAAAAUCCCUCGAGGAUGGAUCCACCUUGUGUGGACUCUUUGUGCCAGGCAGGUUUCACCUAUUGGUCUUUAUUUAAAACCCCAGGUAACUCCCAGAGACUUUGACUUCCAGGGCAAAUGUUUAGGCUGAACUGGAAAGUGGGGAGCACCCAACAACCUCUCUUGCAGCUUUGAAACAGAAUGUCCCUUUUAACUAAAAUUAAACCAUAGUAUUGUGUCUUCCCAGACUCAGCUUCUGCUUCCCUACUAGAAAAUAUUCAAUAUCUGUCCUUUCAGCAAGAUUUUGCCAUCUGAACAGCUUAAAUUUGGAAAAAUAGAAACAAAUACUUACACAUUAAAAUGAAAAAAUCUUGUUUCCUGCUUGGAGCUUUGGGCUAAUGCAUUGUUGGCCCAGGUUUUUGUAUUUGGGUUUCACACUUGCAUGAUUUAGCACUUGAAAAUAAUAAUCUUGGUGAGGCAUCCAAAGCCCAGCUCAUCCCUGAGCCAUCCAGGGGCUGCAGACACAUGCCCAGGGCUUGAAUUAAGUUAAAAGCAGGCCCUGAUAUAUUAGGGACAUCAUUUGAAGUCCAUUUAGGUAAAUCUGCAGAGAAUUUCAGCCUGGGGAUUUUAAUUAAAGGAUUUUUUUUUUCCCUUUCUAGGCUGAGCCCAUAUGAGUUGAUAAUCUUUUUCUCCUCAGCUUCUUAAAACCUCUGGUGUUUCCUAAAAUAGGCACCUCUGCUAGUGAUGCUGUGAGAGAGCCAAAUCUCUGAUUAAAAAAACAGGCUGAGAGAUCAAUUGGAGAGAAACUAGUGUGAAAAUCACACUGACAUUUCUGCUCAAAGCCCUGUUCCAGAGGACACCCUCAGGAGGAAAAUUUAAAGAUUAUUUCUUCCUUGUGGUUUUUUUUUUUCCCUUUUUUUUUUUUUUUUUGUACUACACCCCACAGUGUAGGAGGAAGUGUAGCAGGAAGGAUGCUCAGUAUUAUCAGUUUGUAGUUUUCUACAAACUCCAUGGGCUGAAGUUUCCCAAGGUGUGUGUCUGCCUCUGCCUCUUUCCAGGGAAGUAUCAGCUCAAAGAGUGAGGCUGGAGCUUGAGUUAUUGCACUUUUGAGGAAUAUAUAAACAAGCUGGUGAUGCCUUCAGUGGCUUGGCAGACUUUUCUCAUUGCACUAAAUCCUGCUCUAGCAGUGAAGAGCAAAUUGCACUUUUUUCCCCCCAAACUCUUUGACAGACUGUUCUUUGUCACAUCUGGGUGACAAAGACCUCAGAGGAAGGUCUAAAAUCCAAACAAACAAAGAAAAAAAUCUUGAAAGACGUUGAGUAUCUUGGUAACACAACCAUUAACAUUCAGGUUUAUAGAAAGGUCUCGUCUUUUUGAUGCGAACCCAAGAUUUUGGGAUCUUGGACUGGGUCUUGGAGACCUUUUUGGCAGCUGGGAGGGGAGCACAGCCUGGCCUCCCAGUAAACAUCUCCAAGGUGUUUCCUGAAGAUCUGCACUGUGGAAGCCCAGCCAAGCCCAGCUUGCACACGGGAGGGGAUGGAAUUGUCAGCCAGCCCUUGGGAGCAGGGCAGGGUGCCAGUGGGAUUGGAUACAGGGUGCAAGCACGGCCACUGGGGUGGGUGGUUGCACUGGGUGCCGUGGGGAAUGCGUUGGAUGAUCCAGAGGCAACGUUGGUGUUGGCAGGGCUGGGCUGGCAGGAGGAGAUGGAUGCCCUGUCUGGAGGUGCUGUGAGCUCCAGGGAAGUAUGCACGGUGAUUUUGGGGCACAGCCCUGCAUCUCAGCAGCUUUCCUGCUACCUUUCCGGGCCCUGAGAUGCACAAGGAGCUGGGUGUGAGCUGAGGGCAGGGUUUUAGUGACUGUGCUUAGGGUCUUCCUGCUGCCAGGGCAGCUUAGGGGCUCACUGGGAGACAUGAGACUCAGGAAAUGGGCCCCAGGUGAGGCAAACCUCCCUUCUCCCCCCUUGAGUCCUUCCCAAGUGGGGAUUUCCGUUCCUGCAGUGGCUGCCCUAUUUGCUUUUAUCCACGUGGCUUCUUGUGUUUUUAUCUCCUCCAUCACUACAACUGGCAGACAUGGACUUGCUGCUUGUGUGCUUUCCUCGUGUGCCCACCUGCCAUGUCCCCUCGGGCUGGGGGUGUGAUGGGGUCCCUGGUUCUGGCUCCAUGGGCUGGGCACAUCUCCCACCUGGAUGGGCCAGUGCAGUCGUGCCUCUUGUGCUGUCCUGGCUGACAACUGGACUUUCCUGCUGCGUGUUGUUGCCCUGGGUUUCACUUCAUUGUCCUCCAGUGUGGGUUUUUUUUUUUUUUUGCCAUGUUAAUGAAAUCCCUCGGGGUGUUUUUCUGUAAUAAACCGUGUUGGUCCCA
Molecule: messenger RNA, 3747 nt
Organism: Chiroxiphia lanceolata (lance-tailed manakin)
Lineage: Eukaryota; Metazoa; Chordata; Aves; Passeriformes; Pipridae
Gene: NT5C1A
Product: 5'-nucleotidase, cytosolic IA
Exons: 6
Coding region: 39-1106 (355 amino acids)
Biological process (GO): adenosine metabolic process; nucleotide metabolic process
Cellular component (GO): cytoplasm; cytosol
Molecular function (GO): 5'-nucleotidase activity; magnesium ion binding; nucleotide binding
Source: RefSeq, a predicted model, not a curated record